AUGAUCGGCUUGAGAUCAGUCGACACGGAGCAGCCCGCGGAUCUGACUAAGCGCCAGAUCAGCUUUGCUAACGGCGGCAUAUCCAUCGGUGGACUGACACUUGGUGGGGGAGGGAAGGGCCAGACUGCUGAAGGCGGAGCAAAGGCUGGCGAAGGACAAGGUGCGGCGACCAACAAGACAGCCGAGGGCAUCGCUGCUCUUCGCGGCGCGAGGAACAACACUGGCGGCGGUCUCACGGUUGGCGGCGUGACGCUGGGCGGGGCUGGUGGCGGCAUCACUUUCAACAACGGUGCUAAUAAUGCAGAAAAGGGGCAGAAGCAGGGACAACCAGCAGAAGCACAGCCGGCUGAGGGCGUGGCUGCUGCUCCAGGGGCAGGCGAGAAGGCAACACCCGCUGCUGGAGAGAAAGCGGCACCCGCCGAGGGGGAGAAAGCAUCGCCCGCCGAGGGAGAGAAAGCAGCGCCUGCUGAGGGUGAAAAAGCUGCUGCUCCUGGAGAAGGUCAAGCCAAGCCGGCUGCUGGUGAGGCAGCCAAGACCCCCGAAGAGAUUGCCGCCGUGAAGGAGUCGGAGCAAUUCAAUGAGAAUCUCGGCAUCAUCACUGACAAGAACGGCAACGCGGUGAACCUGGGUGGCGAUCUCGGCAUCACCAAGGGCUCGGAUGGCAGCACCUCUGUCGGUGGUGAGGCUGGCAUCAACAUUCUUCCACGAGCUGCUGGGUCCUUGAUCGUGACACCGGCACCGGCCAAGGCUCAAGAGGCACCGUCUGUGCCUUCUCUCCCCAAGGUACCCGCAGCUCUGGCCGCACCGUCUCUCCCGGCGUUGCCGAAGGCAGCACCGGCAGCCCCUGCCCCCGUCGCUGUUGCGAGUGUCCCACCGCUGCCGAAGGCCGCUCCUGCGGCUCCGGCUCCGAUCCCUGCUGCGACUGUUCCAGCUCUGCCUGCUGUCUUGCCACCCAGCCAGGGGGAAGCUAAGAAUCCGGGUGCCCCCGUAAUGGCACCUGCUGCGUCUGCGGCCCCUGUUGCCGAGAUUCCUGAUUUUGUCCCUGGAACGGAUCCGACUGCUUGA
Messenger RNA from Neoarthrinium moseri, 1065 nucleotides. RefSeq lists its product as uncharacterized. The record is from RefSeq and is a predicted model, not a curated record. The coding region runs from base 1 to 1065 and encodes 354 amino acids. NCBI's taxonomy places the organism in Eukaryota, Fungi, Ascomycota, Sordariomycetes, Amphisphaeriales, Apiosporaceae. The transcript has a single exon.